Rhinichthys klamathensis goyatoka is the source of this 1617-nucleotide messenger RNA. RefSeq names its product ATP-dependent DNA helicase RecQ-like. Gene Ontology annotation, cellular component: chromosome; nucleus; nucleoplasm. Gene Ontology annotation, biological process: double-strand break repair via homologous recombination; telomere maintenance. The record is from RefSeq and is a predicted model, not a curated record. Gene Ontology annotation, molecular function: nucleic acid binding; ATP binding; four-way junction helicase activity. The transcript has 4 exons. NCBI's taxonomy places the organism in Eukaryota, Metazoa, Chordata, Actinopteri, Cypriniformes, Leuciscidae. Bases 1 to 1107 code for a protein of 368 amino acids.
AUGGCUCCUCUGGUAGUUAAGGAAAUGGGACUAGUGCAGCACCCCAUCGUUAUCAUCGUGUCCCCGCUGAUUGCCCUCAUAGAGGAUCAGAUCAGAGAGGCUGGAAAAUUGGGUGUUACAGGUAUGCAGCUGGGAGGAAGAAACGAAAACGACAUCCUCGACGGACGUUGCCAGCUGGUAUUUGGAAGUCCCGAGUCGUGGCUCAACGAGAAAUGGCGGAGCAUGCUUGCUUCAGAGGUGUACCUGAAGAACUUGGUGGGGAUCGUAGUCGAUGAGGAGAUAUCCUUCAGAGAGAGCUUUGCCCGCCUGGGAGAACUCAGAUCAAUUGUUAAAGAAGGCACGCCUGUCAUGGCUUUGACAGCAUCUGCUGAUAUUGUCAACAGAGGCCGGGUGACCACGCUGCUGAACAUGGUGAAGGCAACUCAAGUUACUGUUAGCCCAAACAGAAGCAACAUCAGGCUUGGGCUGAAGCAUGUUCCUAGUCAUGACCUGGACUGCAUGGAUUGGGUGGUGACGGAGGUCAGAGAGAAGAGACUGUUGAUGUUGCCUAUCAUUAUUUACUGUAGAUCACUCAAGGCAGUUGGAAGAGUGUUCUGCCGUCUCAAAGCCAAACUUGAAGAAGAUGCAUGGGUAAACAGAGAUCCAGAGCAUAAGGCUGAAAACAUGCUGAUCGGAAUGUUCCACAGCAAGACACUGCCACAGUACAAACAGAGAGUGCUGGCAUCCUUUACGGGUGAGGGUAGCUGCAGGGUUGUUGUUGCUACAACUGCACUGGGGAUGGGCCUCAAUUUUCCUAAUAUCUCACAUGUUGUCAUGUACGGGGCACCAGAGGAUGUGGAAGACAUAGUGCAACAGGUUGGGCGGGCUGGGAGAAACUCUUUACCUUCACAUGCAGUUUUGUAUGAUAUACAAGCAUCACCAAGGGUUGAUAAAACAGUGAAAGCAUUGAUUCAUGCAGGGACACAGGGCUGUUUUAGAAAAGCCCUCUUUAGUCACUUUGAAGAGCACACCACAAGCUUGGAGCUGGGUCAUCUCUGUUGCACCUACUGCCACUCGAUGUGUUCAUGUUCAUCUGGUGUUUGUGUAGAGCCUACUCCAAAACAUUAAUCUGUAGAACCCAAUGUGUGUACUACUCCACUUAGAUCUAGAGAGGUGACUGAGGAAGACAAGACUGUGAUCCGGGCCUGCUUACAGCAGUACAGGCGCACUUUAGUCCCAGACAUGCCACUCAUCACUAACAAGACUGUCUGUACUGGGUUUGGCACUGAACUGAUCGAAGCAGCAGUCGAGCACAGUCCCUAUAUAUUUGACUUGGCUUAUAUUACAAACCACCUUCCAGUAUUUAGAGCACGGCAUGCAAGCGAAAUUCUCCUAGUGAUCAGUGAGGUUUUCGGCGAUUUCGAAUACACAGAGCCUACUCUACCUGAAGAGAGCUUCACAGAGCCUGACAUUGAUUUCACAGGUUAUUUUGAUGAGCAAGAUGAGGACUUUGAAAUCGAAACACAACACAGUAGCGGUUCAGAGUCAAACUAGCACCCCUCAGCAGCAGGCUAGUAGAUGCUAUUGUACUAACGUCCUUGAAUGACUGUCACUGCAAACAAUGUAAAUAAUUUUGUA